Trematosphaeria pertusa is the source of this 2275-nucleotide messenger RNA. Its product is annotated as cytochrome P450. The transcript is spliced from 2 exons. Gene Ontology annotation, molecular function: iron ion binding; heme binding; monooxygenase activity. The record is from RefSeq and is a predicted model, not a curated record. Lineage: Eukaryota; Fungi; Ascomycota; Dothideomycetes; Pleosporales; Trematosphaeriaceae. The coding region runs from base 164 to 1897 and encodes 577 amino acids.
UGUACAUCUCACUACAUGCUAUCUCCGCUAUCUCCCUCAUAUAUAAUAUCAUUCUGUGGGAGAGUAACUCUAGUAAGAACUUGUUGAGCUAUUUGUAUUUGCUGUCGAAAUUGUUGUUCCGUUACAUAGCAUCUCGAACGAGCUCCUCAAUUCUAUCCAACACAUGGCUGUUUCUACCGCAGACCAACUCGGUCAAGCAGGGCUGGUGCCCACGUCCUUGAUUGCCUUCGCCUUUUUUGGGGUGCUAUACGCUGUGUACGUACGGCUGCUACUCCCACGGCCGUUCCCGGGCAUUCCAUACAACAAAGGUUCCGAGAAGAGGCUGCUUGGAGAUGCCCCGGACAUGCUCAAAGAAGUCGGAGUCACAAGGGAGUUAAACGUGUGGCUGUUAAAGCAGGUAAACAAGCUCCAGGCCCCCUUAUGCCAGGUAUUCGUCACGCCAUUAUCCAAGCCCUGGCUGCUCCUCGCCGAUUCCGCCGAGGCCCAAGAUAUCAUGACGAGACGGCCCGAGUGGGACAGAUCAAACUUCAUCACUGAUGGCCUGGCGCCCCUGGACGGCUUCCACGCCAGGAUGAAGACGGGCAAGACCUGGAAGCAGACCCGAGCAUGGUUGCAGGAUCUCAUGGGCCCGAGUUUUCUCAAUAACAUCGUCGGUCCUGUCAUGUACGACAAUGCUAUCCAUCUCGUGGAGUUUUGGGAGAACAAAGCUCGUGUUGCCAACGGCAGGCCCUUUGAUGUCAACGAGGAUCUGAAUCACAGCGCUCUCGACGGUAUGCUGGCCUUUGUGUUUGAUCGCCACUUCGAACACACAGCCAUCGGCCCGCAGUUUGAUUUAGCGUCAAAACUUGACCCGUCCAGCAUUGAAACAGGACCCAACGGUGAGGCCAAAUUCCCAGAGGCCCCACUCAACGAAUUCAUCACCGCGCUUUACCAGACGGUGGAUGCAAUCGACCAGGUGACCAAGUCCGUGUCGCCAACGUUCACGAUGUGGUGGCUCCGUCAGACACCCAGGUACAAAAAGGUGAUGACUGUGAAGAGGAAAGUUGUCAAGGAGCAAGUCCGAGGCGCUCUCAGAAGGCUCGAGACUACUGGCGUGACAAAAACGGCGAUUGAGCACAUGUUGAUGCGAGAGAAAAAGGCGGCUGAGAAACAAGGCCGGAAGCCGGAUUACGAGAGCCCGAUCUUGAUGGAGGAGAUCGCCGGCCAGUUUAUCGCCGGACUGCAUACCACGAGCACGACCCUGGCUUGGACAUUCAUCUACCUGACUCGGCUCCCGGAAAUCCAAGCGAACCUGCGGGACGCGCUGUACAAAGGCUAUCCCGAUGCGCACGCGGAGAAACGGUUCCCAACGCUCGCCGAACUAAACAAGGCGCGGGUGCCUUACCUCGAAGCCGUGCUGGAGGAGGCACUGCGGCUGCACGCAACCAGCGUCGCGCGACAAGCCACCCGCGACACCGAGCUCUUCGGCCACCCGGUUCCUAAGGGCACCAACGUGAUCCUAAUCGCUAACGGGCCGGGCUUCCACGCGCCGUCCAUGCAAGUCGACCCCGCACGACGCGGUGCCACGGUCAAGACUAACAACGGCUGGGACGAAAGCCGUGACAUGAGCGCGUUCGACCCGGAGCGCUGGCUGGUGCGCAAGGAGGGCACGGAUGAGGUCGAAUUCGAUGCGAACGCGGCUCCGCAGAUUGCGUUUGGCAUGGGGCCUCGCAGCUGUUGGGGCCGUCGGCUGGCUUAUCUGGAGCUCCGUAUGGUUGCCACACUGGUGGUGUGGAAUUUUGAUUUGCUGUCGGUGCCGCCGGCGCUAGCGGAUCCCAAGGCCAGUUAUGGAAUCGUGCACCGGGCGGAUCAGUGUUGUUUGAGGUUGAGAAGCAGAAGAGCUGGCGGUGAGAAAUAGGAUCUUAACAGCGGAUGCAUUGUAUGUAGGGUAUGUUUUUCAGGUGUUCGGAUUUUGGGAUGCUGCAGUGCUCUGAAUCAUGCUCGCUGUUACGUUAGUAUUCAAAGGGAAGGAGAGACCCGAUGUUCCCAAUGGCACGUUCCUUUCAAUAUUCAUAUCUGAUGGGGAGUUUCGAGGCUGCUCGGUGCGCGGGAUGGGAUUAUCGGCUUUACUAAAGUCUGGCUUUGCUACUCUGCCUGGACUGACUCGAUAGAAAUCUCCAAAGCAAUUGAGUACACGGUGGGAAAGCGGAUGGGAACCGUUGCUAUCAUACAGUGCUACUUCUACUCUCGAAUGAAGAAAACCUAAUAUACAAGGUUUUCCGCACAAUGUCAUUGU